Molecule: messenger RNA, 886 nt
Organism: Xylona heveae TC161
Lineage: Eukaryota; Fungi; Ascomycota; Xylonomycetes; Xylonales; Xylonaceae
Exons: 1
Coding region: 45-650 (201 amino acids)
Source: RefSeq, a predicted model, not a curated record
GAAUCAAGAAUAAUACUGACUCUGAGAACCAGUCUUUCCUCGGCAUGAAUGUCACAAUGGAAAAACCGAAAAAGGGUGAAAAUCCUACCAACAAGAUCUGGUCACUCAGUACCUUCUUCGCGACUUCGCUGCCACUCGCAUUUGGCUCCAUUAUUGUCCCCCUCGUUUUAGGCGCCGUCAUCCGAUAUUUUGUCCAGUUCACCGCAAAGUAUCGCGCCUACUGGCGCAUUACUUAUAUCGUUAUUCUAGUCCUCUACGUCUUCGUGUUCUACAUUAUCCUUCCAGCUCUCUUUUGGGUUAUCCCCAAGCUUCGGUAUUCCAUGUUCUAUACCGAUAACUAUCUCAUCAUCUCCAUCGUCACCGAUGUCGUCAUUAUUCUUUUCGCAAUGGGGCAAGUCUAUUGGGCGUUUCGACGGAAAUCUCGCCGCGUCGUUUGGGUCUUUUGUCUUGUGGUUUUCGCCGUCACCUCGGUCUUUGACUGUUUACCCUUUGCGUAUUAUUCUUACAAUUACCAUUACUCGUAUGGAAACCCGCCGGUCCGGGUCAUGGGGCUGGUGCAAUUGGCUCUUUUGUUUUUGGUCUGGAGUGCGCCGAGAUGGAGGCGGUGGGCCAGGAACAUUAGGAGGAGACUCUCAAGGGGCACUCCUUAGUUUUCGUCAUAUGUUUAUCUUCAGCACUUGAUUGUGCGUGCUUUCUCAACGUCUUUACUAUCUUUUUUUAGUACUUUGUUGUUUAAUGUCACAUAUAUAUGACUGCCAUGACUGCCACGUUAUAUUUUGUUUUACUGUCAUAUAUAUGUACCUGCCAUGCUAUACAUGCUAUACAAGUUAUACAGUUAUAUACCACUUCUCGAGCAGAUUGAGCAGACGAAAGUUCUAAACAUUCC